Molecule: messenger RNA, 1200 nt
Organism: Thyridium curvatum
Lineage: Eukaryota; Fungi; Ascomycota; Sordariomycetes; Thyridiales; Thyridiaceae
Exons: 1
Coding region: 1-1200 (399 amino acids)
Source: RefSeq, a predicted model, not a curated record
AUGAGGAACAAUAUGAGCUGCACGCUGGACCAGCUGUCAAGCCAGCCGCCCAUCAAGCCUGGCAAGCCUACCAAACCAAGGAGCCGACACCCGCCAGGAACGCCUUUGGAUCCCGACGAGCUGUCGCGACGCCUGUACCUGGUCCUCGCCGAUCAGCAACGGGCUCACGCUGAACGGAAGCUCAGAGCAAAGAUCGAGGCGGGUGAUCGAAAGGCACGAGAAGUACGUCAGAACAGCACGAGACAAGCAGACCCGGGCGCGCAAACAGGUGCGCUUGGAGGAGAAUCGAGGCAAACGCCGCUCGCGGCCAGGCAUGCAAAUGCCACAGGCCGAUUGAAUCCAUCGGUGAACCCGCUUUCAAAACGACCGAGUGAAGUCGUGGCCGUCGAUGUCCGUGCGGCUCCUGCAAAGCGCGACUCUCGCUCAAGGGCUUCCAAGGGCAAGUCGAUACCCGAGGUCUCUGCAUCGCCGCACGAUGGUUCAAACGCACCUCAACCCUACGUGCCCCGUGAAGCUGCUGCACAGUUCGCGAGGACGACAACAGCCGUGAGCUGGCGUGAGCGUGCGCUAGUUCCCAAAUUAUCGCGCAAUGCUCUGGCCUUCCACCUCGACGGACCAACCACAGACCCUGCACUAGCGGCCAACAGCUCUGCCGCGGGGCCUGCGGAACAGUCGCGGGACUUGCAGCGCGUACAAACUCACAGAGAGCACCUGGUCGAGCGGAUUCAACGUCAGGAUACCCACACGAUAGCACGGGACACCAAGAUCGACGAGGAGCGAGAACAGCAGUAUGCUCUUCAGGGCGGUCCUUGGCGCAGAACGGAAGAUUAUCAGCAACAUCAGCCGAGACGCAGCAGCACGGGGGAUCUUGUAGAUCGGAUUGAUCGAGCGGACGGCUAUAUUCGUCAGUCCAUGGUGCUCCUGGACCCGCCUGUCAUCGAAGAGGAUGAGGUAGCGGAUCCGACAACGGCCGCGGAGCACCGUAUCGACUGGACCCAGAGUGACGAGCCAAAGGACAAGCUCAAAGGCUCAUUGAGAUCUCGGGGAUCUAUUUGGGCAUUGAAAGGGAAAUGGGGAAGUUUGACACGGCACGGCCGGGAGGAGAAGGGUGUCGUGUCUCCAGGAGAUGCUGAGUCCGUGACCUCACCACUAUCUCCGAAAUCACCCAGAGUGGGCUUUUUUGCUAGAUUCAAACAUUAG